This is a messenger RNA of Pieris napi, 1650 nucleotides long. Its product is annotated as trypsin alpha-3-like. The transcript is spliced from 4 exons. The coding region runs from base 943 to 1464 and encodes 173 amino acids. Gene Ontology annotation, molecular function: serine-type endopeptidase activity. Gene Ontology annotation, biological process: proteolysis. The record is from RefSeq and is a predicted model, not a curated record. Lineage: Eukaryota; Metazoa; Arthropoda; Insecta; Lepidoptera; Pieridae.
CCAGAAACAAUUAUCAUUCUGCCUAGAAUCAAACAUCUGCUGUGUUAUUCACUAAGCCACAAAAUAUGGUAGGUAGUAAAACGUACAUACAAAUAUGAUAUUGUUUAAAGGCUCACUAGAAUAACUUAAACUGAAAUAAACUAAAUGUGAUUUUAUUACCUAGUAUAUUUAUAAAUAAAUUUAUUUGACCGGAUUCGAAGUCAGGACAACCGACACCCACACGUUGUUACCCGAGAAAUAUGCUCACAAACCACCUGUUCAAAAAUACGUCAAAUAUAAUAAAUAUUUGUGGAAGAAUUAUGGACAUUUUAUUAGUGUUUAGACAGUAAGUGAUAAUAAUCGCGUGAAUAUGUUUCGCAAUAAAAUCCUCUGCUAUUUAUAUAUAUUAAUAAUAUCGUGUUCUGAAUGUAGAAGGAUAAAACGCGUCGUUGGGGGAAAGGACGUCGCUUGUGGUAUCUUAUUUAUGUAAAACUAAAAACCAGCUUGUGUUUUGUAUCUGUUUUUGUGUCAACUAUAGACCGUUGAAUUUGUUUGAUCUAAGACGCAGGUAAAGCGAAGUUUCGUGCACAACUUUGAUUCAAACGCAGGACUUGAUCGUUUAGAUUAGCCGCUAAGCUUACCGAGCGCCAUUUUUAUAUAUAAACUAUGUUAUUCAUAAACGAUUACCGACCGCGGAAAGGUAUUUAAUGUCCUUAUCAUUCUCGUGAUAGUUUGAAAGUAAACGUGACUAAACUAAAGGCCUCUUAAACGUAAAUAUAAACGAUGUGGAGCCAAGUCGGGUAACUAGUACUUAUAAACAAUGUUAUUCAAGGCACCCAACUCCGGGCGGCAUCUCUGAGGAAUUCGUCAAAUUCUCGUCAUUUAUGUGGUGCGACAAUAUUAUCGCACAACAACGCCAUCACCGCAGCACAUUGCGUUCAAAAUGAACCGGACUAUUACUUCAUGCAAUUGAAUAAUUUCUGUUUUAAUACCCAAGGUGUACCUAAGACUCCGGUACUGAAAAUUACUAGACACGAGUUAUAUGAAGAAUCCUCUCACGUACACGAUAUAGCCGUCCUACAAAUAAAGCUCAAUUUCACAUCGUUCAACGCGACUAUAUUACCUAACUCCUCUUUCGGUGUAUCAGGCAAGUGCACAAUAUACGGGUACGGAUACAAAGACGUAGAGAACAAAGGUACAACGGAAACUUUGCAGUCUGCAGAAGUAAAACUUAUUUCAUUAGACGAAUGCACGUCAUCCCUUGGGCCAUACAUCGCCCCACAACCCGAGGGCGGGAUGAUUUGCGCUAUUGGAGAUGGCGUUGACGCUUGCCAGGGUGAUUCGGGAGGACCACUCAUAUGUUCAGGUUAUAUCCAAGGCCUAAGUAGUUAUGGACUUGGCUGCAAUAUUCCUGGAAAACCCGGUGUCUACGUUAGUACUGGUGCUCAUUUGACAUGGAUAAUGCGUGUGUGUGAGGAGAAUUAAUUACUUCUAGGAUUAAGAACUACUGAAAAUAGCAAAGAUAAUGGAGCGUAUUUGUAUAAAUAUAACCUAAAUAAUUCAUGUAUUCGUAUUGAUACUUAAUUGUACGUAGACUAAGUUUCAGCUUUAUUAGGAAUUCGUGGAUUAAUUAGCGAAGGUACUAUAAACAUUAUGAACAACGUAUUGCAC